Messenger RNA from Trichophyton rubrum CBS 118892, 1068 nucleotides. RefSeq lists its product as uncharacterized. The transcript has a single exon. The record is from RefSeq and is a predicted model, not a curated record. NCBI's taxonomy places the organism in Eukaryota, Fungi, Ascomycota, Eurotiomycetes, Onygenales, Arthrodermataceae. Bases 1 to 1068 code for a protein of 355 amino acids.
AUGAAGUCACAUAACCCACGUCGUUUCUACCUGAUCACCUAUCCCCGUACUGGUUCCAACCUCCUAGUUCGAAUGCUAGGUCUGGAUAACCAGCCCGACUUUGUCUCUGGAGAUGACCGUGGUGGGUAUAUUUUCCUGCCGACGAUAAAGUUGAUGACGGAUCUCGGCCUCCGUUCGAAGGGUAUAGCAGAUUGGACACCAAAUGAAAUACAACAAGUGCAACAGAACUACCAGGAGUGCUUUGAUAAAUUCCAAGAAUACCUGGAGGCAGCAUCAUUACAACGUCGUUCAGUCAUCAUAAAGGAACAUGUUCAUUUUUUGGUCAAGCCCACCGCACUCAGCGAGCUAGUCUUUGGCGCAAACAACAUACCCCACGAGAUCCCAUGGGCGCUUCAAAUUCCUGAAUCAUACGGUCUAGAACCGGAACAGUCAUUUCUCAACCAGACCGUAUUGCCAGACGAGUUCCUCAAAACAUGGUCACCAGCAUUCCUCAUCAGACAUCCUGCCCUUGCUUUCCCAUCAUUAUACCGUGCCUUGUGGGAGCUGGAGACCCCGGCAAAUGACGAAGAGGCUGAUUCCUUGGGAGAACAUUGCAUGACAUUGCGCUGGACCCGGGCACUAUACGAGUGGUAUUCACGAAAUUUGACGGCAGCCGAAUCUUACAUAGAUGGACGCAAUACAUGGCCCAUCAUCCUUGAUGCAGACGACAUAAUGACUGAUCCUGACGUGGUGGUCAGAUUCGCUGAGAUCAUGGGUAUGGACGUCUCACAGCUUAGCUUCUCCUGGACACCUGCUAGUGUGAAGCAGAAGAAGCAGAUGGAUCCAUUCACGAAGAGAUAUCUGUCAACUCUCCUUGCUUCUGGGGGUAUAGUUCAAGGCAAAACAGCAGGGUCUAUUGAUAUUGAAACGGAGGCGAAGAAAUGGUGUUUGGAAUUUGGAUAUCGCGCCGGAAAGAGAAUCGAGCGGUUAGUGAGGGAGGCCAUGCCGGACUACAAGUUCCUCAAGAGCAGGAGACUCACUCCAAGGCCACAGGACCAGGAGACUUUACCAGUCGUAGAACUGCUCUGA